Molecule: messenger RNA, 2043 nt
Organism: Annulohypoxylon maeteangense
Lineage: Eukaryota; Fungi; Ascomycota; Sordariomycetes; Xylariales; Hypoxylaceae
Product: RNA-binding domain-containing protein
Exons: 3
Coding region: 196-1464 (422 amino acids)
Molecular function (GO): RNA binding
Source: RefSeq, a predicted model, not a curated record
AUAGAUGAUGACGAAAGGUCAGAAGGUUGACUGUACGGACUUAUAGCCAGCCACAUGCGAGUCCAAUGAGUUUGCCAAGUGGCCAUCGCGCCUUGUUCAAACUGCAUAUACUGACUUGUUUUCGUCGACUAUACGCACUUUUUCUGCCGUAAUCAUUUGUGAUACGCUGAGACUAACAAUGAGUUUUGUAGUAAAAUGUUCAUUGGCGGCCUUAACUGGGAAACCACUGACCAAAGCCUUCGGGACUACUUCUCCCAAUUUGGUGAAGUGACAGAAUGCACCGUUAUGAGAGAUGGCGCCACAGGCCGAUCGCGUGGAUUUGGAUUUCUUACGUUCAAAGACCCUAAGACAGUGAAUAUUGUUAUGGUCAAGGAACACUUCCUAGACGGCAAAAUAAUUGAUCCCAAACGAGCUAUUCCUCGCGACGAACAAGAAAAAACCAGCAAGAUAUUCGUUGGAGGUGUCAGCCAGGACACCACUGAGCCCGAAUUCAAGGACUACUUCGCUCAGUUCGGCCGAGUCGUCGAUGCUACCCUUAUGAUGGACAAGGACACGGGGCGGCCCAGAGGCUUCGGGUUUGUUACUUUCGAAAGCGAAGUCGGCGUUGAAGCAUGUCUCAGCACUCACCUAGAAAUCCACGGCAAGCCCAUCGAGGUGAAGAAAGCCCAGCCACGAGGCAACAUGCGUGAAGAAGAAGAAGCUUCGAGGCGAGGCAAGUUUAGAAAGGGCGGCGGAGCAGAGGAACAGCCCAGCCCUCAGGCUCAGAUGACCAGCCAGAUGGGCCAAGGGGGAAUGACGCCGCAAGUCAUGGCGCAGUACAUGCAGCGGAUGCAACAGUACAUGACUAUGAUGCAGCAGCAGAUGGUCAUGAAUAGAGGUAUGGGAAUGGGAGCUAUGAACCCCGCCAUGAUGCAAAUGAUGCAGAUGCAACAGAUGCAACAACUUCAGCAGCAGAUGACCCAAGGUGGAGGUCAGAAUUCCUCAACUAACCCGAUGACGGCAAUGGCCAACAUGAAUCCGGCUCUCAUGCAACAGAUGCAACAGCAAUUGCAGAGUCAAAUGAUGGGCAACGGAGCUUCUGGCCAAGGUCAGGGCCAAGGCGAUGGAGGCCAACAAAAUUUCAAUGAGUUCAAUCAACAGCAAAUGUUCAACCCACGCGGUGGUGGAAGCCGACGUGGUGGCCGUGGAGCAUAUAACCAGAACUAUGGUAACGUGGGCGGCGGAGAUCCAACCUCCUGGGAAGGCAUGUACGAUGAUGUUCCGCAGCCCAACUUUAACCAAGGGGGCCGAGGAGGAUUCCAUCGGAAUAGAGGUGCCCAUCAGUCAAGUCCCGGACCGGUCGAUCCCACCCAUGCACCCCCGGCCAACGCACCUACGGGCCCGAAGAAUGCAGGCAAGCCUGGUGCAAAUUAUCGGGGUGGAGGACGAGGUGGUAGUCGGGGCUUUCACCCUUACGGCCGCUAGAUCCGUCGUCCUUAAAAGGGUUACUAUUUCCCAUACAUCUCUCUCCGCGUAGCUGUUCUUAUUAUGAACGAGGAAAUUGCGCUGGCAUAAGCUUUCACGAGCUCAUGAGUCGAUGAGGCCCCCAUGAGGCAAUAUGCACAUCGAACACGAUUAUCAUCGCUCUCACCAAAUACCAUAAUUAACUAUUUCUUCUCGCCACCUCCGACGUUUGCAAGUGACACCGCUCUACUACAACGGUCAUUUGUUUGUACCCAUACUUUACCUUUCGCAUGAUAUGAUGCAGUUUCGCAGACGUGGACACCCAUUGAGGAUAUAACCUGGCCCUCUUGGCUUUUACGGUGAGAGAAGAGAUAGAGGCUUCUCUCUGUGCAGAUACGAAUUGGCAUUGCAGGGGUCCGGUUCACUGGCUAGGCUGACUUUUGCGACUUUCACUCGGACAGUUCCAUCGUUACACGGAUGGGCGGUCGAACCCGGUUGUAUCUAAAAAGGGGUUCUUUGCUAUAGCCCGUAAUAAAUGCGAUGUCUAUUGCACGCGCGGUUAUCUUGGUGUUUGAGAAUGUGAAUUGUGAGAUUUAAUGC